This is a messenger RNA of Astrephomene gubernaculifera, 1566 nucleotides long. NCBI's taxonomy places the organism in Eukaryota, Viridiplantae, Chlorophyta, Chlorophyceae, Chlamydomonadales, Astrephomenaceae. The record is from the annotation of a GenBank genome assembly.
GGCAUAUUAAUAGUUAACAUCACCAAGCAUGCAACAAUUGUAAAAGCAACCUGAAGCAACAGAGACUAUUGACUCAUCCACCAAGACCCCGACUGACCAGAAGACUUCACUCAGUCAUACUUUAAUCGUUGCUGUGAAGCCGAGUUCUUUGCGUAUGCUGUGUGCUGUUCGUCGCGAGGACGAGUCAGUACGGCGACGUCACAACUUCUGAACUUCAGUCUCUAGCGGGAAUCGCACAAUAGGUAUGUCAGUCUUCACAUCUAUCAGAGAUUCCAACAUAGAUGCUCAUCAAUGGACGCACGUGACUAGACCUAAUCUAGUUGUGCGUCGCACUUGAGUCGUUCGGACUCCCCUGUAAAAAAUCGCAUACUAAUCUAGCCCUCCACAACAACUUUCGCCUAACUUCCGCUGAACCAGGCGUUUAAAGUCAUCCUUUACAAUGUCCCGUAUAGAUUAUAGUAAAUGGGAUAACAUCGACACAGAUACAGAUUCCGAAGAAGAAGAGCGGGAGGCCGCAAGGCUCGCUGCCAAACGCGCAGCAGCUGCUGCUGCAGCCAAGGCUGCUGCUGCUGCUUCUACUGCACCACCCCAGCCGACCCGCGCCUCCUCAACUUCCACACCCACCAGCUCCUCACCCUCCAAAGCAGCUCCUAGCACCGCUCCUGCAGCAGCAGCAGCAGCCACUCCGAAACUACCACCCAGACAGCAACCACCCAGACAGCAACCCGCAGGCAUCCCCUGCACCUACGGACCCAGCAGAGGUGACCCCAAGUGCACCUUCUUUACCGCCACCACCGUCCCUCCGGACCACAGGGUCUUCACCCAGGGUGCCCUGAGCCCGAUAGCGAUGCUGGUGGGGCUGCCUCUACGCAUCUGGCGACUGGAUCCCCGACCCAGCCUCUCUAUUCCGCGGAUCCCGGAGAUGGACAACCAGCGUGUGACCUACCUCAUGAUCGACCCCUUCUCCGGCUUCGCACCGCCCGAGUGGCAGCAGGGCAUCGGCAGCGUCAUACUCGCCAGACAAGACCGCAAGCCACUGCCGCCGGGCCACGUGGAGGCCUUCUGGAUGUUCAUCGACCGGCUGCUGGGGCUGUUCAGCGAGGGAGACCCGGUGGAGCCGGCGGAGGAGAUGACCCCAGCCCGCUGGCGUGAGUUCUACGAGCAGUACCGGGAGGGCAUGCUGGAGGCGCCGGCGCGGAAGCAGGAGUGGCUGCAGCUGGAGCAGGCGCCUUGGGAGCUGUGAGGUCAGGUGGCAGGGGCAGAGCAGACGGGACACAAACCCCCGGGGGUUAGGAGCUUUAGCGCCCGGUGCCCCCCGCAUCGCAAGGAACGUCGGUAUCUUGUAUACCAGCUUGCAACAAUUGUGAUGGGUUGUGCGUGUACCGUAUGCAUGGAGGCUGGGGGCCGCUGGGUUGAGGGUCUUUGGGAUGGGAGGUAUUGAGGAGGCUACGGUACCCAUUCCUCGUUGACGUAUAUGCUGCGGUAAGAUGUCAGGAGCUCAGGACAGGGCUCCCAUGCAUAACUCGGGUACAAGUGUAUACGUGUACUGUAAUUGCCUGAAGUCCC